Molecule: messenger RNA, 1552 nt
Organism: Octopus bimaculoides (California two-spot octopus)
Lineage: Eukaryota; Metazoa; Mollusca; Cephalopoda; Octopoda; Octopodidae
Product: nucleoside diphosphate kinase 7
Biological process (GO): GTP biosynthetic process; CTP biosynthetic process; UTP biosynthetic process
Cellular component (GO): axonemal microtubule; centrosome
Molecular function (GO): nucleoside diphosphate kinase activity; ATP binding
Source: RefSeq, a predicted model, not a curated record
UAAAUUCUUCCGGUUUAGAACCGUUGCUAACAACAACUUCCAAACUAAAAGAAAAUGGCUCGAUUUUCAUAAGUUUGAUUUAGAAUUCUCUGCGUUGAAAAAAUAAGAAAUUACUUACAUCACGAUGUUAGGAGGUUCUUUAGAACAUCAGGAUUCAGAGGAAGAUGGUAAGCGUUACUGCUUCGUUGUCGACUGGUACGAUGCUGUUGCUUCACUGACACGGCGCUACCAGUUUCUCUACUACCCUAAAGACAAGUCUGUGGAAAUGGUAAGUAUAAUUAAAUCUAAUGAAUUUAUUGGGGAAAAGACUGAAUUUAUGGACAAAAGAAAUAGGAACAAACCAACAACACUAUGUAACAGCUGGUGUGGUGGUGGUGGUGGUAGAGAGACAGUAGAUGUUGAUAUAUUGUUCACAUUUUCUUUCUACCCCUGCAAUCCUAACAGCAAGUACCCUGUAACUGAUGGCUAUUUAGCAUGCAAUGUUAAGUCUAGUGCUUUCAAUGGCUGGUUGGAAAGCAAACUUUUCGACCAGACAUGUUUGCACCUAUCCAAAAUAUUUUCUGAUAUUUUCUUGGUGACACGACACUUUUUUUUGUUUUCUUUUUCCUUUUCUUUCAGAACUCUUGGCUUGCUGAAUUCGAAAGCUGUUCCGAAAAUGGGAGAAAUGCUUGAAUUUAUUCAGAAUAAAGGAUUAAAGAUAACAAAGAUGAAGAUGUGUGUGCUGACGCGAGCAGAAGCUGCAGAAUUUUGUGUCGGUUAUAAGGACAAAGAAUUUUACCUCAAGUUGAUAGAUAACAUGACAUCUGGUCCUGUAGUGGCUCUGGAAUUAUUGGGAGAUGAUGCCAUAUGUGCCUGGUUAAGAGCGAUAGGUCCUGAAAAUGCAGAAGAGGCUGUUGCAAGUGCUCCACUGACUGUAGCUUCUCAGUUUGGUGAAGCUAAUCUCUGCUAUGGACCAAGAUGUGCCGGUGAAGCAGCACAGCAGCUAGAAUUUUUCUUCCCAACUUCUGGUGGUAUUAUUCGUAGGAACUCUGUUGUCCUGGAAGAUUGUACCUGUUGCGUGGUCAAACCACAUGCUGUCCUCAGUGGGCUUGCUCCUAAAAUCAUAAAAGCAAUAACAGAUGCUGGUUUUGAAAUAACUGCGAUCCAGAUGUUUCACUUGGAACGAGUCUGUGCUGAAGAAUUCCUCGAAGUGUACAAAGGAGUUGUGCCAGAAUAUCCAUCGAUGGUCACUGAACUGACCAGUGGACCAUGUGUGGCUAUUGCUCUGCGGGCAAAAGAUGCUCCGAAGGCCUUCCGGGAAAUGACUGGUCCUGCUGAUCCUGAGAUAGCUCGACAUUUACGACCACGCUCACUACGUGCCCUUUUUGGAAUUGAUAAAAUCAAAAAUGCUGUCCACUGCACAGAUCUACCUGAAGAUGGCAUUUUAGAAGUUGAAUAUUUCUUCAAGAUCUUAGACAGAUGAAUUUGCCGGAUUUAUUUAAUUUAUUUGUUCCAUAUUCACCAUGUGUUUUAAAGAUAUUCAUUAUUUUGUGAAUAAAGGCUUUGAAAACUC